Striga hermonthica is the source of this 5031-nucleotide messenger RNA. The record is from the annotation of a GenBank genome assembly. NCBI's taxonomy places the organism in Eukaryota, Viridiplantae, Streptophyta, Magnoliopsida, Lamiales, Orobanchaceae.
AUGAUGGGGAGAGGGAAAACGAGGAAAGUCGAAAAAGGGGCUCUUGGGACGAGUCCCGAUGGGGAUUUAUCAAUCGAUUGCGGCCCGCGUAAUGUGCCUGCGGGCCCAGUGUAUUACCCGAGUGAGGAGGAAUUUAAGGACCCGUUGGAGUAUAUAUACAAGAUCCGGCCGGAAGCCGAACCUUAUGGAAUUUGUAAAAUUGUUCCCCCGGGGAGCUGGAAGCCCCCUUUUGCAUUGGAUGUGGACUCGUUUAAGUUCCCCACGAAAUCUCAGGCGAUUCACCAGCUGCAGGCACGGUGUGCGCCCUGUGAUCCGAAGACUUUUAGAUUAGAGUACAACCGGUUCUUGGAGGAGGAGUGUGGUAGGAAGGCCAAGAAGCGUGUUGUGUUUGAAGGGGAGGAUUUGGACCUGUGUAAGUUGUUUAAUGUGGUGAAGAGAUUCGGAGGAUACAAUAGUGUUGUCAAGAAGAAGAAAUGGGCCGAAGUUUUUAGGUUCAUACGUCCUGGAAAGAAGAUAUCCGAGUGUUCAAGACACGUCCUGUCUCAGUUGUACUGCGAGCACUUGUCUGACUAUGAAGAUUAUUGUUGUCGAUUGAACCAAGAGAAGGGCAAGGAUUGCAAGCUUGAUACGAGCGGAGGGAAAAAGUGUGAACCGGAGGUUGAGGUUCCAAGUGUUAAGAGAAGGCGGAAAAACAAAGAGGGUGAGAGGGUUGAAGUGCAUAAAGUAGAGGAACAACAGGUCGAUCAAAUAUGCGAGCAGUGUAGAAGUGGCUUGCAUGGGGAAGUUAUGUUGUUGUGCGAUAGGUGUAAUAAAGGCUGGCAUAUUUACUGUCUGUCUCCACCAUUGAAGUGUAUUCCUCCAGGGAACUGGUAUUGCCUAGAGUGCUUGAAUUCUGAGAAGGAAAGUUUCGGCUUUGUCCCGGGAAAGCAGUACUCAGUUGAGGCUUUCAGACGUGUGGCUGAUCGGGUAAAGAAGAAGUGGUUUGGAUCAUCUGCUGCUUCAUGGGAGCAGAUGGAAAAGAAGUUCUGGGAAAUUGUGGAAGGUUCUGCAGGGGAGGUUGAAGUUAUGUAUGGUAGUGAUUUGGAUACUUCUGUUUAUGGGAGUGGGUUUCCUCGUGAAGGUGAUCAAAGGCUUGCAUCAGUUGAAGCUGAUGUUUGGAAGGAAUAUUGCAGUAGCCCGUGGAACCUCAAUAACUUACCUAGGUUGCUAGGUUCAAUGCUUAGAGCUGUGCACCAGAACAUUGCUGGUGUAAUGGUGCCUUGGCUUUAUAUAGGGAUGCUGUUCUCUUCAUUUUGCUGGCACUUUGAGGAUCAUUGCUUUUACUCAAUGAAUUAUCUUCACUGGGGAGAACCAAAGUACUGGUACAGUGUCCCUGGCAACGAGGCCGAUGCUUUUGAAAAGGUAAUGCGAAGUAGUCUACCUGAUUUGUUUGAAGCACAGCCAGACCUGUUGUUUCAGCUUGUCACAAUGCUAAACCCCUCUGUUUUGCAAGAGAAAGGAGUCCCGGUUUACAGCAUUAUUCAGGAGCCUGGAAACUUCGUAAUUACUUUUCCCCAUUCUUAUCAUGGAGGCUUCAACUUGGGCUUGAACUGUGCUGAGGCUGUCAAUUUUGCCCCUGCUGAUUGGCUACCUCAUGGUGGUUUUGGGGCUGAGCUUUACCGGCAUUAUCGUAAAGUGCCUGUUCUAUCUCAUGAGGAGCUCCUAUGUGUGGUGGCGAAGACUGAGUUGAACAGAAGAGUAUCAUCAUACUUAAAGAAAGAGUUGCUUAGGAUAUACAACAAUGAGAAAACUUGGAGGGAGCAGCUGUGGAGAUGUGGCAUCAUUAGAUCUUCUCCCAUGAUUCCUCGAGCGAAGCCUGAGUAUGUUGGUACUGAAGAGGAUCCAAUGUGCGUCAUCUGCCGACAGUUAUUAUAUCUCUCUGCUGUUUCUUGCAGCUGUAGACCAUCCACAUAUGCUUGUCUAGAGCACUGGGAGCAUCUCUGCGAGUGCAAGCCGAACAAACUCCGUCUUCUGUACCGUCAUACUCUGGCAGAAUUGACUGAUUUGCUGUUGAAGGCUGAUAGUCAUUGUUCUGUUGAAGAUCUUGGUAAUACACAAAACGAUACGUCGUCAAGAAAAGCAGUUGCAUUGACAAAAAAGGUUAAGAGCGGCCGUGUCACAUAUUUGCAGCUUGCUGAAGAUUGGAUUCUGAGGUCAUGUAAGGUUCUUGAGCAACCAUACUCUAGGAGUGCUUAUGCCAGUCUAAUAGAAGAAGCAGAGCAAUUUCUUUGGGCUGGUGCUGAGAUAGAUCUGGUCCGAGAAAUGCAGAAUAGAUUGAUUCAAGCACGAAAUUGGGCAAAAGCUGUGAGACGUUGCCUUUCUAAAAUUAAGUUCUGGUCCAGUAACAAAAAUCGUGACAUGGAUAGAGUGCCCAUGGAUGAUGUCAAUGAGUUGCUCGGGUUAAGCCCUGCUCCUUGCAAAGAACUAGGCCUCCUUCUGUUAAAGGAUUAUCAAGAAGAAGCUAAUGAGCUGAUCCAGGAAAUUAAUUCUGCUCUGGAAACAUGUUCACGAUAUUCUGUGGUUGAUUUGGAGAUCUUAUAUGCGAAGACAGUUGACUCGCCCAUUCAUGUAAAGGAAAGUGAGAAGCUAAGACUAAAGCUAUCGACAGUUAAGGUUUGGUUGGGCAAUGCGAAAAAGUGCAUUUUUCAGAAAGAUCCCUCAUCAGUUGAGGUAGAUAUGCUCUAUAAGCUGGAGUCAGAGAUUUCGGAGUUACAAUUUCAGCUUCCUGAAGCUGUGCUGCUCAGUGAUUUAACUAGGCAAGUUAAAAUUUGUCAGUCACGGUGCAUUGAGAUUUUAGGAGAUUUGGUCAGCCUAAAGGAAGUCAAAUUGUUUCUCAGUGAAUGGGAGAACUUUCCUGUAAAGGUUCCAGAGCUUGAACUUUUAAAGAAAUAUUACAAUGAUACAGUGUCAUGGAUGUCACGUGUUGAUCGUGUGCUUAUGAAUGUUCAUGAACGGGAAGAUCAAGAAAAAGUUGUUGAUGAGUUAACAUGCAUCCUGAAGGAUGAGUCCUUGCUUAAAAUACAAGUCAAUGAGUUACCUCGUGUUGAGCUCGAGCUUCAGAAAGCGCACUGCCGUGUUAAAGCAUUUAAGGGACUUAACACUAAAAUGUCCAUGGAUUUCACUCAGCAACUUAUGUUGGAGGCAGCGAAACUACAGAUCGAGAAAGAGGAGAUUUUUGCUGAUAUUUCCCAAAGACAUGCUGCUGCCAUAUGCUGGGACGGAAAAGCGAAACAUGUUCUUGCUAUUAGGGCGCGUAUGUCUGACUUUGAGGAUCUUUUGAGGGCUUCUGAGCACAUUGGAAUUAUUCCAUCAUCCCUUCUUGACGUGGAGCUUGCAGUAUCAACAGCUAAAUCUUGGUUAACAAAAGCUAAACCAUUUCUAUAUCGUGACUCAUAUAAUUUCGCAGCAUCGGAUUCUUGUUUGGAAGUUGAUGUUUUGAAGGAGCUAGUGUUGCAAUCGGAAGAGCUGAAUGUACAUUUUGAAGAAUAUUUACUACUUCAAGAACUCUUGAAGAAGUGUGUGGACUGGGAACAUGAUGCCAGAACUUUACUACAGAAUGUGGAGUGCUUAUGGAAAACCGACAUUACAGAUGAGGUCACCACUGGCUCUAUUAUAACCAGACUUGAAUGUCAAGUCCUCUCGAUGGAGACUGCCAUCAAAAGUGGUAUUUCUCUUGGUGUUAGGUUGAACAUGAUUCAAAAACUUGAAGAUUCUUGUUCAACAUUCAAGUGGGGCAUUACUGCCCUUUCGUUUUGCACCACUGUUCCCACUUGCCAGGAAGUUGAGGCGAUGUUGGAUGCUGCUGCCAGUCUUCCUGUAAUAGAUAAAUCUGUUACUCUGUGGACUGCAUUGAUUGAUGGCUUAACUUGGCUAAAGAGCUCUCUUGAAAUUCUUGUUCCAUGUAAUCGUCAAUGUUUUCAAGUCAGAAGUGUUGAGGAAGUUCUUGUUCUGUCUAAGAAAAUUUGCAUCUCGUUUCCAAUUAUUACUGGUCGUCUUCGUGAUGCAGUUGAAGAUCACAAAUUGUGGCUGGAGAAAGUUAAUCUAUUUUCUGCUCUCGACUCUGUGGAUCGAUCGUAUGAUAUACUGAUGCAGCUAAAGGACCAUGGAAGUUCGAAGGCAUUCAACUGUCUAGAGCUAGAGAAGGUUCUUUGUGAAUACGAAAAGAUUAAAAAAUGGGCACAGCGUUGUGCAGACAUAAUUAAGCCUCCAUCUGCAGAAGAAGAUUCACUUCCUAGUGCUCUUGUAGAGUUAAAGAACACUCUCGAGAGAUCUUUUGAAGUGUACGGUAAUUAUGAGGGAAGAGAAUCUAGAAACUUAUGCAAAUGCUGCUCUAGUGCUAGUGAGGAUCAAGAACUUUUGAGCUGUUCUAUUUGCAAGGACAGGCAAGUCUUGCUUGGGCUGGCAAUGGACAUUCCUUCAGAAGAUUACUUCACUCAGAAACUGACAGAAACAAAAAAUACGGUCAUCCAAUGGGCCGAAACAGCAAAGAAGGUAUCUGUGGAUGGUGGAAUGCUUGGAUUGGAUAAAGUAUUCGAACUUAUUUCGGAAGGCGAGAGUUUACCUGUAUCUUGUGCAAAAGAACUGAAGUUAUUGCGAGAUCGGAGUAUGCUUUACUGCAUUUGCCGAAGACCAUAUGACCGUAGGCCUAUGAUUGCUUGCGAUAAGUGUGAUGAAUGGUACCAUUUUGAUUGCGUGAAAAUCUCUUCGGCACCGAAGUUUUACAUCUGUCCUGCAUGUGAUCCUCAUCAAACGACAUUCUCAUCAAAACCGAAUCUACUCGAGAGAUUGAAUGGAAGCAAACUUGAAGAGCCUCAAACGCCUUCAAGGUGCUCCGAACUAAAGACUAUCUCACAGAAAUCGAAGAAGAUGCUUUCAGUUAGCAGCAGCGAAAGAUUAUUGUGGAGGAAUAAGAAACCUUUCAGAAGGGCAGCUCGAAAGCGUGCUGAACUUCAAAGUCUAUCUCCAUUUUACCUUGUACAUGACAAGUCAUAA